Molecule: messenger RNA, 624 nt
Organism: Trichoderma citrinoviride
Lineage: Eukaryota; Fungi; Ascomycota; Sordariomycetes; Hypocreales; Hypocreaceae
Product: HSP20-like chaperone
Exons: 1
Coding region: 1-624 (207 amino acids)
Biological process (GO): protein complex oligomerization; protein folding; response to salt stress
Source: RefSeq, a predicted model, not a curated record
AUGGCAUUCUUCGGACGCAACUUCUACCCCGAGACCUCCUUCACCCCCCUCUUCCGCCUCCUCCAGGACUUUGACGACUACUCGCGCCAGACCAACGGCGGCUCGCAGUCGGGCCGCCGCACGGGCAUCGCGCCGUGGCAGCCCAAGUUCGACGUGCGCGAGACGGACGCCGCCUACGAGCUGCACGGCGAGCUCCCCGGCAUGAGCAAGGACAACGUCAACAUUGAGUUCACCGACUCCCAGACGCUCGUCGUCCACGGCCGCGUCGAGCGCACCUACACCGCCGGCACGCCCCCCUCGGGCGCCAUCGAGGGCUCCAAGUCGGGCGGCGCCAUCACCGAGGGCGGCGAGAAGGACAAGAAGCCACCCAAGCCUACCGUCGAGGACGAGGACGCCGCCAACAAGGGCGAGCAGCAGGUGUCCAAGCAGGACAAGGACAACAAGCCUACGGACAACGCAAAGUACUGGCUGAGCGAGCGCAGCGUCGGCGAGUUCUCGCGGACGUUUAGCUUCCCCGCGCGUGUCGACCAGGACAAGGUGUCGGCCAACUUCAAGGACGGCAUCCUCAACAUUACGAUUCCCAAGGCGGCCAAGCACGAGCCUAAGAAGAUUGCUGUCAACUAA